This is a messenger RNA of Strongylocentrotus purpuratus (purple sea urchin), 3069 nucleotides long. It is a transcript of the gene ncdn, whose product is annotated as neurochondrin. Bases 183 to 2459 code for a protein of 758 amino acids. The record is from RefSeq and is a predicted model, not a curated record. The transcript has 18 exons. Gene Ontology annotation, biological process: regulation of neuronal synaptic plasticity; neuron projection development. Gene Ontology annotation, cellular component: dendrite. Lineage: Eukaryota; Metazoa; Echinodermata; Echinoidea; Camarodonta; Strongylocentrotidae.
UCAGAGGUAAACACUGUCAAGAACAACAUACCGAAUUUUCCUCCUUAUAAAUAAUUUAUGCUGAUGGAUUGCUACAAGAUAUCAACUGCGAUUGCGUUCUUCUUUUCAUUGACUGUGUCAGUAUAUAUCAUUUUUGGAAUCAUAAAGUUUAUCUUGAAUCUACUGUAAACGUUUGAGGUAGAAUGGAGCAGCCGGGACCAGAUGUAACCGGUUCCAAGCAGUCAGAAGCAGCAGCUGCCAACCUGGCUCAGUUAGACAAGUGUCUAGAGGUGCUCAAAGUGGCCAAGUCUGACACAGAGAAGUUUGCUGCUCUCAUGCUGGUUACCAAGGUGAUCAAAGCAGAGAGUACAGAUGCUGUUAUAAGAAAGAGAAUCUUUGAUGCUGUGGGGUUCACAUUCCUAUCUCGUCUCUUGUCAUCAAGUUCAGUCCCAGAUGGUUGUGACAGUCACAUGUACAAGUCAUUAGCCAUGACUCUCCUAGCCUGCUUUAGUACAGACCCAAUACUAGCAGCUAGUCAACAGAUGAUUGAUAAACUACCACAAAUCAUGGAAUGCAUCACCAUGGCAACCAGUGCUAGUGAGACGGAAUCCACCGCUAGAGAAGAUGCAUAUCAAGUAUUGAUUGGUAUAGCAUCUACAGAGAUUGGUAGGAAGGAACUGAUGAAAGAUCACAGGGUCAACGUACUUUGUGAUAUCUGCCUCAAGGAAGGCCAAGGUCAUGACCUAGCACUCAAAGUUCUUCUUCAUCUGCUUCACUGGAGUGGUCAAGAGAUGUGGCAGACAAACCCACAUGCAUUGAAUCGCUGGAUUGCUACCAUGGCAACAGAGUUCCAACAGAAUCAGGAUGCGAGAAAAUUCCAACUUUGUGAGAAAUUAUCAGCAAUUAUCAGUACUAGUAGUUGGAUGCCAGAAGAGGUACCUGAAUGGGGAGUCCAGAUCCAUCGUGGUCUCUAUGAUUCUCUGCGCAGUAAACUAGGUGAGGCCCAGCGUGACCCGACCCUGAGACUGGUAGCUACCAUGUUGAGAUGUUUUGGAGUAGAUUGGGCCCUCGGACAGACUGGUGACAAACGAAAGUUCUUCCUCCUACUUGUACACCUUGCAUGUGUGGAGACCAGGAUGACACUAGAGAACACCAGUCCACAAUACAUCCUCUCUAAGACAUCUGUGUUAUUAUCCUGCUACACCUUGCUAGAGGUCAGUAUUCAAUAUUUGACGUGUGGACCAUCGUUAGAGCUUGACCGGCAGCAGGUUAUUCAGCUUCAUUCAGCCAUGACGGGAGCGUUCAGUGCGGUCAUGUUCUAUAUGAAUUCAGUCAAAGAUCAAGAAGAACAGAUCACCAGUGUACUGAUGAGAGCUACUGUACAUGUUGUAACUGUGUGGCUGGCAGAGGAGACUACUGCUUUAAGACAAGAGGUCUACAAACUUCUUCCUUUCCUCCUCAAAGUUGUGCAGAAGUCUUACAAAGAGGUUGCCCAGUUAACAGUGUGUACAUCUCCAUCAACAUCAUCAUCUACAUCAUCUAUGGGUGAGCUAGGAUCUCCGUCUACCGCUCCUUCAACUUCCUCUACCCCUUCAUCCUCCAUCUCUUCAUCCUCUACCCCCUCUACCAGUAUCUCACCACCGUACCCCUCCUUGGGGUCUGGUCUACCGGUAGCUGCACCCCCUGCUAAGGAUCUAUUAAGGCUCUUACUACCAGCGCUGUGUCAUCUGACUGCUGAGGAUGAACCUAGGAAGAUCCUAAGAGAGAAUAAAGGUUUAGAGCUUCUCCUGGAAUACUUUGCUUAUCACUGGAGAAUGGUCAAUGAACUCAAGAGGAAAGAGUCAGAGGAAGCUUUGGUGUCUUUGAGCAGUAUCUUCCUCAAUAUGUCACUUCAAGAUCAAGAUGUCGUCAAAACUCAUCCAGUCUUCACAGAACUCCUUGGUCUCAUCUCUAAUGUACAACCACAAGCAACUGCAAGAAAGGACUUGGUUGUACUAACCUUCUAUGAGACAGUACUAGGUCUUGCUAUCCUGAGAAUACUCGCUGAUUGUCAAGACACUGCUUUGUCACUUGUGAAGAACUUUGUCCAAUCAGCUCUUGAGUUCAUGAAGAAGAUUCUAGUAUGUGGUUCUGAGGGUGUAUGUGAGAUAUCCACUGAGUUCCAACAAUACUGGGAUGAGGUCACUGAACUUUGGUUUCUUGCCAUGCAGAUUCUGGCUGCAUCCAUUCCUUUAUUACCCUGGUUGACCAAGUUAUUUAUAGACAGUGGCUGGCUAGAAUCCUCUGUGGAAGUACUCAAAGCAUCUCAUGUUGAUCAUCUUGAUGAGGAGAUGAAGGGACCAUACAGUACGCUCUUCACAGCUAUCAUUAAGAGUGAUGGUACUGUCUAUAAGAAGUUUGUUGACCUUGGAGGAGAGACUGUAGCAAGGAAACAUGGGAUGGAUGAAUUGCAAGCAGCACUGACAAAUUGUGCAAGGUAGUAAGACUGGUGUAUCUUCACAUCUCAUUGCCCUUCUGCUACAUCUCAGACUGAGAUUAGAGGGGUAAACAUGGCAGAUAUCUGAAAUCACACUUUGAUGUGGCAGAAAUCAAGAGGCUUAAUGAUGUCAUGUUUGGAAGUAUUCAAACCUCAUUGUGAGGUCAACCAAAUCAAAACUGAUGACAGAAAAAUCAAGGCAGCAACAAAUGUCUUUUUAAAUCUGAGGAACCAUUCUGUUACAAGAAAUAAAACAUCACCAAUAGCAGACAGUCCAUCCUUUGCUCACCCAAGCUCUCUUUAAACUUGAGCAAAAAUCAUGUUUAAGAAACCAAAUUUUAUUGUGUAUUAAUCUUUAUACAUCUCUUUAUUACACCAAAUCAUUUUUUGAAAGACGAAGUAAAACCUCUAAUAAAUGUCUUUUUGCUUCCAUUUAGUUCUGAUCCAUCAUUCAUGAAUUAUAUGUUUGAUUCAUGUAUAGAAUGACAUAAUUCAAGAUUAUUGAUUAUUAACUUGAAUGUGUUCCAUAUUAUGUGUUCAGAGCCAAAAGGGCAUUAAAGAUAAACUUGAGUUCUGGUAAAAAAAGAAAAUGAAUUCUCACAGAAUCUAACGAA